AUGAAGUUCUCAUCGGUCUUGCUCACAGUAUUUGCACUUGCCGCCAGUGGCUUGGCGGACAAGACAUGCACACCCAGCUUUGACUAUUGCUCGGAUGUCCUGAUCAAGUCUCACGGUUUCACUGAAGCUGAUCUUAAGGAGGCCCUCGAAGGCAGCGACUAUGAGAAGGAGGAUCUCAAGAAUAUUCUGUUCCACUGCAAGAACCCCGGUAUUGUUGGACAUCCCAAGCUUUGCUCGAGCGGUUGCAAGGAUUCGGAGCAGGAGGGCAGCCACCACUGCGAGGGGUAA
This is a messenger RNA of Penicillium manginii, 288 nucleotides long. RefSeq lists its product as uncharacterized. The record is from RefSeq and is a predicted model, not a curated record. The coding region runs from base 1 to 288 and encodes 95 amino acids. Lineage: Eukaryota; Fungi; Ascomycota; Eurotiomycetes; Eurotiales; Aspergillaceae. The transcript has 2 exons.